AUGUCAAUAUUGAAGUUUGAUUCAUAUGAUGAUGUAAUCAAACGUGCAAAUGAUACACCUUAUGGUCUAGCUGCUGGUGUCAUAACAAAAGAUUUAUCGCGUGCUUUACAACUAGUUGAACAAUUGCAAGCUGGUUCAGUAUGGGUGAAUCAAUAUAGUCCUUUGCAGCUUCAAGCUCCAUUUGGUAGUUUCAAACAAUCUGGUCAUGGACGUAAAUUAGGACGAUAG
This is a messenger RNA of Rotaria sp. Silwood1, 228 nucleotides long. Lineage: Eukaryota; Metazoa; Rotifera; Eurotatoria; Philodinida; Philodinidae. The record is from the annotation of a GenBank genome assembly.